ACGAGACUGCGGAAACGGGCACACGGCAGCGGGGCGCAGGGAGCUCGGGAUGGUUUCUGUAAGAGCGGCAGGAGAAACACUCAGUGCUACUGUAAAAACGGUGGCUGGCUUCGGUUUUAGCUCCAUGAUUCACAGACUCAGUGGCUUUUGAACCUUUGCCGUCAUGGCUGCGCCAGAUCGCCAGGACGCUUCGGAACACAAAGGCCUGUCGUGCUCGGUGGUUCACUACGGCUCGACGGACAGCGGCAGCGGCAGCGGCGAGCAUGACCUGCAUGGGAGCAGCCUUGACAACCAUGGCUAUCCCACAUACGCAGCCCAGGGUCACUGGGUCAGCGCCGAUCAGGACGACGAGGACCUUCGCAGGAAGCUCAAAUACUUCUUUAUGAGCCCGUGUGAUAAAUACCACGCCAAGGGCCGCAAGCCUUACAAACUGGUGCUGCAGCUGCUCAAGAUCAUCAUCGUCACUUGGCAGUUGGUACUGUUUGGCCUCAGUAACCAAGUGGUGGUGACCUUUAAGGAGGAGAACACCAUGACCUUCAGGCAUCUGUUCCUCAAAGACUACGACGAGUCCAACGGCGACUCCUCUGCCAUUUACAAACAGCGCGACGUCUAUGAGCACAUGUUCUACGCCGUGGAGCAGUAUCUGGCCCUGCCGGAGACCACGGUGGGACGCUACGCAUACGUCUACGGCGUGGGUGUGAAUGGAAGCGCGCUCUCCCUCUGCCAGCAGUACUACAAGAAGGGCCACAUCGACCCAGCCAACGACACCUUCAUCAUAGACCCUCACGUCGUGACAGACUGCAUAGGUGUGAACCCUCUGUCUGUCCCCCCGCCUGUAUUUGGCAGCAGCUACAAAAACUUCACGCUCAAGUUUCACAAGCUCAUUAAUGUCACCAUAGAGUUCCAGUUGAAGGCAAUCAAUAUACAAACCAUUAUCAACAAUGAGAUUCCAGAUUGCUACACCUUUUACAUAAGGAUAGUUUUGGACAACAAGGCUCAUAGUGGCAAAGUGAAGAUCCGGUUAGAAAACCAGCCCACAAUAAAGGAGUGUAAAGACCCCAGCGUCUCCGGACACGCUGACAGCUACUCCCGUUUGGCGUUUGAUGUCAUUGUGUGUAUAAUGUGUCUGCUGUCCCUCGUGCUCUGUGGACGCUCCAUAAUUAGAGGCAUCGUACUGCAGCAGGAGUAUGUGCUGUACUUUAAGGAGACUCUGGACCGUAAGGUUUGCUGGGCAGACCGCAUGGAGUUCAUCAACGGCUGGUACAUCCUCCUCAUCGUCAGCGAUAUCCUCACCAUCACUGGCAGUAUCAUGAAAAUCGGCAUCGAGUCUAAGAAUAUGUCCUCCUAUGACAUCUGUGGCAUCCUGCUGGGGACCUCCACGCUCCUAGUGUGGGUGGGAGUUAUUCGCUACCUCACGUUCUUUCAGAAGUACAACAUCCUGAUCAUCACACUUCGAGCAGCUCUGCCGAACGUGAUUCGCUUUUGUCUGUGUGUGGCUGUCAUCUACCUGGGAUACUGUUUCUGCGGCUGGAUCGUCCUGGGACCGUACCAUGUAAAGUUCCGUUCCUUGGCCAUGGUUUCGGAAUGUCUGUUCUCCCUCAUCAAUGGAGAUGACAUGUUUGUGACAUUUGCGGAGAUGCAGGAGGCCAGUACUCUGGUGUGGCUGUUCAGCCAGAUUUAUCUGUACACCUUCAUCUCGCUCUUCAUCUACAUGGUGCUGUCGCUGUUUAUUGCUCUCAUCACAGGAGCCUAUGAGACCAUUAAGCACCAAACCCAGGAACCCAUCCACAUCACAGACCUGCAUGCUUUUAUAGCCGAGUGUAAAGACGCACCAAACUCUGGGAAAUUUAGGGGUCUGGAGACCUCACCGUGCUCUUUCUUCUGCUGCUGUGACAGGACCACAACAUAUGAGGACGUGCUGCUGGUGAACUGAAGUUGACCUUAGUGAUCUCUGGAGCGUCUCUAGCGCCCCCUGUCGACCACAGGGACGGACUGCACACUCCUGCCGUUUAGCGUCUGUGUACCCAAAUGCUGUAUCUGGGUCAAAUCUCAGCAUCAGCUCGCCAGACGCUGAGGGGGAGGAAUAUGAAACAGCGGUCGUCUUUUUAAACAUAAUAUUUCCAGGAACUGAGUCCAUGACGAGGAAACUGGGGCUGAUUAAAGACUGGAGCUUCCAUUUGUCAGCCACAGUAUCAAUGAAGGCACAGACUCCUGGUUUGCAGUAUUUUUUAAAAUGUAUUUAACAGUGCAAAAUGCUCAAUUUUGAGCGAGACCUGUUUUUGGUACACCAAGUGGGUACAAGUGCCAUGAUGAGGACUUCAUGUUGUUUUAUUGGUGUCAUCUGUUUUUAUGUUUGUGUUUUUUUACUUUUAUAGUAUUUUACAAUCACUUACCUUUCUGAGACAGGGAUCUUAAAGUGAGUGGUUUUUACAUUUACCAUCUACAUACAUAUACAAAAACAGAUUCUUUCACCUGUGCUCAACUCAUUAUUGCACUUCACUGCAAAAAUUAGUUGAAGGAAGGCGACAGUAGCAAGCAACAAUUUUACUACAUGUAAAUUGAUCCGGAAUGAGAGAACAACAUCCACGUUAAGAUGUUUUUUAUCAGACAGUCAAAUUGACAGCAUAAACUGCCACAGGGUGAGGUUUCGGACGCCCGAUUGAUUUGUUUGCUCCUCGGUGAGCGGCACGUACAGUAUCACAUUCUCAGAUGUGAAUCUUUGUUUCGUUCCUGCCUGCCUGUAGUGCAUUGUAUCAGGUUCAUCUGAGUAAUGAUCAGUACAAUAGCAGGCCCCCAGUCACUAAUGAGGCCCUCUAAGGCUGUGGUUAGAGCAAAGCUUUCCUGCUGAGAUGCAGACAUGUUUCUGUAAUGAUGCCAAAGUAUGUCAGUGGUUCAAGAGUUACAAAUGGUGCCUCUCUUUUUCAUCUAACUUUUUAUGAGAACAAAACUUGAAUUGCCGUACAAAGUGGAGCAGGGUUGUUCAUAGCUCAUAACAAUGAGCCUAAAAGGUAUGUUAUAGUAUAUACAUGCAUAUAUAGCUCUUUAGUUUGUUUAACUGGAUCUUUGGUGGGAAAAUUAGAACGCACAAUAGUUAGUCUCAGUCUGUUUUAGAAGAAUAGUUUGAGGUAUAAUGUCAAAUCCAAACACUAUCAAGUUAAUGGAUAAGAUUACAGUAUUGGACUGAUUUAUGUCAUUAUCUGUGUCACAUUUGAUGUAAUCAGUCUAACAGUGUGGAAAUAAAUGUUCCAAAUGUUCCAAAUGUUAAUUUUAAAUGUCAUGCAUUAUGUUGAUGUACCUGUUCUACAAUUUGAGUGUUAGAUUAUGUUUUGUUUACAGCCUCCACCUGUUCGUGCAAAUGCAAACACAGUCAUCCUUUGUCAUAUAUGUGUUGCCAAUCUGCUCAGUAAAGUUUCCUGGAUCAUCUUUGAUAAUAAAAUCUAGUUUUAUUUUUCAAGUACAAA
Molecule: messenger RNA, 3461 nt
Organism: Betta splendens (Siamese fighting fish)
Lineage: Eukaryota; Metazoa; Chordata; Actinopteri; Anabantiformes; Osphronemidae
Gene: mcoln1a
Product: mucolipin TRP cation channel 1a
Exons: 14
Coding region: 164-1933 (589 amino acids)
Cellular component (GO): plasma membrane; lysosomal membrane
Molecular function (GO): NAADP-sensitive calcium-release channel activity
Source: RefSeq, a predicted model, not a curated record